AGGCGGUCGUGGCUUUGGCCCGCGGGCAUACGAUAAAUUAUCACCACCGAGAAGUAGAGUUGUACAACCAUAACUACAAGCGGCGCGAUCCUAGAAAGUUCUUUUGACACAGAGGAUAAAGUCAACAUAAGCAAACCACACUAGAAUUUCUCAGACAAGAUGCCACAAGCAGCUACCUCCAUUGUCGAGUUCCCCCCUACCUCUCCACGAGGAGCAGACAACAAGGGUCGUGCUUCUACAUCUUCCAAGACGACAAUGAUGACACGCAAUAAGAACGAUGUACCUGGCGCCGCUGCGGUGGAGACUGACCCGAGUAAAAAGUCCAUCUUUGACGAAAAACUUCUCAAAGAAUUUCUGGACAAUGUCGGUGCCAAGCAGUCCCAAAUGCCGACCAUUUGGCGCGUCUUGCUUCGCACAGGCGGCGAUUGGGACGCGCUGUAUCAAGAAGGCACCUUUCCGGCAACUCGACUAGUACCUUUGUUGAAACAAGAGUUUGCGUACUGCACUAGCAGUGUUUCAGACCUCGAGCAAUCAGCUCUAGAUGGGACGAUCAAGUUGCUAAUCCGGCUAUCGAACGGCUCUGAGGUAGAAGCAGUGAUCAUCAAUCACACUGGCGAGGACAUGAAUUCGAGUCUGUGUACUGCAAAUGUGGAGGCUGAAAUGGCUGCUCCUGCACCAGUUCCAGAAGAAACGGGUGCAGGAUCUUCUUGUUCUUCUAGUAGUUCUUCCACAACUCAUACUACCAAGAAUACGAAUAGUACCAAGACGAAGAAGAAGACAGCAGCUGACUCCUACCUGGAUCGCGGACUCCUCGACGCCAAAAGACCUCGAAUCGAGAUGCGUAAGACUCUCUGCGUCAGUUCCCAGAUUGGGUGUAAGCUUGGUUGUACCUUCUGUGCCACUGGCACCAUGAAAUUGGAAAGGAGCUUGACCAGUGGAGAAAUCAUGGAACAAUUGCUGUUGGCUGACCAUGCCCUGAGCGUGUUGACAGGAAAUCAGAUGACGUUGAUGUCCUCUAGUGGGGGUGCCCCCAGGGGAGAAGACACGACUGAUCAUGCAGAGGAAGAUGCUAGUUCUUCUAAGAACAGUACAGAAGUGGCGAUGAACAACAACACAACCGCAGGCGCCAGCAAGAAAGCUACUCUCCUAGACCGCAUCCAAAAAGAACGGCAUUCUUAUUUCGGUUCUUUCAUUUCGAAUAUCGUCUUCAUGGGCAUGGGAGAACCACUGGAGAACUACGACAAUGUCGUCAGCUCUCUGAAAGGCAUGUGCUCUCAGCAACGCUUCGGACUUGGUCAACGAAACGUCACGAUUUCCACGGUCGGCAUUGUUCCGCAAAUGCGACAGCUGUUUCUCGAAUUGCCAAAUGUGAAACUGGCAUUGUCCCUACAUGCACCGAAUCAAGAGCUGCGGAAUGUGAUAGUCCCAGUGUCGAAGAAAUACCCAUUGCCGGAAUUGAUGUCAGCCUUAGACGAAUACGCGAGUAGACAUGCGACAGACGGAAAGCGCAAAGGGCUCGUCAUGAUAUCAUACGUACUUACCCUUGUUACACUUCGCUCUUAUCUUCGCUUUGUUCUGGGUAUAGAUGUAGAAUCAGUAAAGUCUUCAACAUAUUGUAAGGGAGACCAAUGUAGUUUGGGUAAGCAAUUCUUUUUUUUUCUCACAGUGUUUUGAAAAGUGAAAAUGUUGAUUAUUGCUCUACUUCUAAGUAGCUAUAUGUAUAUUGUAUAAGUAUACUUACACACAUAGUUUCUCAUCUAGAAGUACAUUACAAUCAAUCUGAAAAUGACAGAUCAUGAUCGACGGCGUCAACGACACUGCCGAACACUGUUACCAACUUUGCGAACUGUUAAAGGGACGUCAGGUUUUGGUAAACUUGAUUCCUUUUAACCAAUUUGAUCCUUAUGCGAAUCAGCCAGCUGGGAAAGCGCCGUCGAAAAGACGGCACCCGGCUGAGCAUUAUAGACCGUCCAAGCCAGAGCAGAUCGUGUGGUUCUGCAAAACCAUAGAAGAACAUGGAAUUAAGGCUUUUGAAAGGUACUUCGUUGUAAAAAUUUUCAGUGUUUGGCUAACAAACUAUAAUGCAGUCGUAAAGCUAGCUUUUGAAAGGUACAGUUUUUUUUUUCGUUUUUAGCCAACUAUGAUAUAGUGUUAGUGUUUAGCAGUUAGUGGUUGUUCUAAUCGAUUUCCAAGAGGACAAAACAACAUCACAAUCACCUGAUUCACUCCACAGGCGUCCGCACGGUCGUGACAUCAGUGCUGCAUGUGGUCAGCUUGCCAAAAUCAACAAGACUGACGGUAGUGUUUUUGCAGAAGUAGGUGAAAUCGAAGGCAACCAACGCAAAUACAUCAACAAAGUUGUACCUUUGUCGAGGGAAGUGGUGAAACAAGUCGGAAGUGCUGUGGCUGCGUCUUCUAGCGCGCUAAAAAAGGAUCUUCAUGGCAAGAAGGACUCUAAGUCCACAUCCUCCUUAUCUACUGGCACCGGUGGCAGUUGCACUGAUGACGCUCUCUCUCCAGAUAGCUCAACGAGAAAUUCGAGCGCCAGUAAAACCAGAACUGCACCACAACGGUCAUCAUCGUCCACCUCUUCGCCUUCCUCUAGCACAGAUAAACACUCAGGAGCUGCCACCACAGAUAAGAACACCCCAGCACCUUCAUCAGACGGUAGAGAAGACGAAGAGCAAAGCGAUCUCGUAGACAUGGCUUUCCAAAAGCUUCAGAAGACGCAAUACGCUAUCGCAGGUGCAGCAAUUGUGGCAUUCGCGGGUCUCUGUGUAUGGAAGUUUUGCACUUCGUCACGAGGAGGUGGGAGAUCAUAGAGUUUCUUAUUGUUCGAGGACAUGGACAAUGAAUUAUCAUGUUCAUGAUUUCAAACCGCCCUACCACCUGCAUGAGCAUGACCACAUUCUUGAUGAUAACAAGACCAUCAUUCUCAUUGAUGCAAAUGUCCACUACAAGCAUGAUGAUGUUUCUCCUGAUAAGUUGUAUCUUCCGAUAGAU
This is a messenger RNA of Amoebophrya sp. A25, 3003 nucleotides long. Lineage: Eukaryota; Dinophyceae; Syndiniales; Amoebophryaceae. The record is from the annotation of a GenBank genome assembly.